Mustela lutreola (European mink) is the source of this 1735-nucleotide messenger RNA. It is a transcript of the gene OTUB1, whose product is annotated as OTU deubiquitinase, ubiquitin aldehyde binding 1. Gene Ontology annotation, cellular component: nucleus. Bases 97 to 912 code for a protein of 271 amino acids. Gene Ontology annotation, molecular function: ubiquitin binding; cysteine-type deubiquitinase activity. The transcript is spliced from 7 exons. Gene Ontology annotation, biological process: negative regulation of double-strand break repair; protein K48-linked deubiquitination. The record is from RefSeq and is a predicted model, not a curated record. NCBI's taxonomy places the organism in Eukaryota, Metazoa, Chordata, Mammalia, Carnivora, Mustelidae.
GGGCGUUGCCAAGGAGGGGCCACGAGGAGGGGCUCCCUUCCGGGAGGAGGGCAACUGCUAACCCGGAAGCGGUCGGCAGUGCGGCGCUGUUUAAAGAUGGCGGCGGAGGAACCUCAGCAGCAGAAGCAGGAGUCGCUCGGCAGCGACUCCGAAGGUGUUAACUGUCUUGCUUAUGAUGAAGCCAUCAUGGCUCAGCAGGACCGAAUUCAGCAAGAGAUUGCUGUGCAGAACCCUCUGGUCUCGGAGCGGCUGGAACUUUCGGUCCUGUACAAGGAAUAUGCUGAGGAUGACAACAUCUAUCAACAGAAGAUCAAGGAUCUCCACAAAAAGUACUCCUACAUCCGCAAGACCAGGCCUGAUGGAAACUGCUUCUACCGAGCUUUCGGAUUCUCGCACUUGGAGGCGCUGCUAGACGACAGCAAGGAAUUGCAGCGGUUUAAGGCGGUGUCUGCCAAGAGCAAAGAAGACCUGGUGUCCCAGGGCUUCACUGAGUUCACAAUCGAGGAUUUCCACAACACGUUCAUGGACCUGAUCGAGCAGGUGGAGAAGCAGACCUCCGUGGCCGACCUGCUGGCCUCCUUCAACGACCAGAGCACGUCAGACUACCUGGUGGUGUACUUGCGGCUGCUCACGUCUGGCUACCUGCAGCGGGAGAGCAAGUUCUUCGAGCACUUCAUCGAGGGCGGGCGGACGGUUAAGGAGUUCUGCCAGCAGGAGGUGGAGCCCAUGUGCAAGGAGAGCGACCACAUCCACAUCAUCGCGCUGGCGCAGGCCCUCAGCGUCUCCAUCCAGGUGGAGUACAUGGACCGCGGCGAGGGCGGCACCACCAACCCGCACAUCUUCCCCGAGGGCUCUGAGCCCAAGGUGUACCUCCUCUACCGGCCAGGACACUACGAUAUCCUCUACAAAUAGGGCCGGCCCCGGCGUGCCACGGCCCUGCCUGCCCUCCCCUCUGCCAGGCACUAGACAUGUACAGAGGUCUUCUGUGGUUGUAAAUGGUCAUAUUUCACUCCCCCCUCCCCCCGCCCCAUCACGCAACCUUCCACGUUUUAUUAAAGGGGAUGCUGGUGGUGAGCCGCGUGUGUGCGUGUCCCUGCUCUGCUGCUGCCUGCCUGGCCGCUGUGUUUCUGGCUGUCCCCCUGCCGCCCCCUGUCCACACCCGAGCCCCCCCACCAGGAGCAGUUUUGAGGGGCCUAGGCCUCUUGGGGACCCCUCCUGGUUACCUGCUUCCUUCCCUUCAGGCACCCAGGCCUCCCUUCCUCUCCUUAGCUGGCUCAGGGGCUUCCACGAGAAUCUGGGAGGUUCUUUGGGGCCUUGCCCAGGGACCUAGGAUUUGGGCUAGCCCAAGCUUCAGGCUGCUCCCUCCUAGGCCCUGACUCCACCAAGCUGUCCUGCUCAGGGCCGCCCUCCCCUCAGGACAGGUUGUGAGGGUUGGGCACCCCCAUGGACCCCGCAAAUGGUACCCACCUGGCUGGGGAGGGGCAGCCUUCAAGCCGGCGCUUGGUCCGUGGUCCUGAGGUCGAGGCAGGGCUUUGCCAGGCGCCGUUCCUCCCCACCUCUCCCCCUGCCUGUGCCUGCUUUGCACCCCCUUUGCUUGGGCCACAGUGUCUCUGCAUCGCCUGCCUUUUUGCCUUUACCUCUCUCUUCCUCCAGCCCAGCACAUGUGGGCUCUUGGCCCCCAGGCUGUGAGCUCCUCGGGGGCAGGCCCUCAAUAAAUGUCAAGUGCUGCCGCCCA